Paramuricea clavata is the source of this 567-nucleotide messenger RNA. Lineage: Eukaryota; Metazoa; Cnidaria; Anthozoa; Malacalcyonacea; Plexauridae. The record is from the annotation of a GenBank genome assembly.
AUGGAAGAGAAUACAACAAGAAAUGUAGAAUCCAAGCGAGCGAAUAACAUCAAUGUCGUUAAGUAUCUUAAUAUUACUGAAAAAGGAAAACUCAGAUGGACAGGUUCUUUCGAGAAUGUCGAAAUACUGAUAAACGAGUUGCUCGAGACACAGACAAAAUGGUCAUCGCCUGGUGGUCAUUGUAAGCUGCUAGAGAUGGACAACUUCUAAAUGCGGUGGUAUUCAAACAAUUACUCUUUAAUUAUUAAAGGGGAGCAAGACGAAGUCGAAGAAAUAAACUCUCGGUUGCGAAUAAUGGCCAACCUAGCUGAUAAAGAAACCGAGUUAUCAAACGCUUUUGUCAGUGAAGGAAAUGGCGACAGGGAGGGAGACGGCGUAAAUACAGCCUCGACCGAAAACAGUCAUAUCGAAAUAAAUUCACAUGAGACAUCGAACUACAACAAAGUACUCGACAGUAUACGAGACCUUGAACUGUGUUUUGUAAACAAAUUCGAUGAGCUUUUGCAGGAAAUUCGACAGUCCAAAAAACAACAGAAGAAACUAUCAGUGAAGACCGAAAUUCCUUAA